GCUGCGGGAGCCCAGCGCGACCGCGCGGCCACCGCUCCGCCGUGUGUCCGGCGGCAGCCGCCGUAAGGGGGGCGGGGCGGGCGCCGGGCGGAAGGAGACGUGGGCUUGGGCAGGAAGGCGGAAGCGAUGGCGGCGGCGGAGGCCGAGUGGGAGCCGGCGGGGCUGCUGCCGGCCCCGGGAAGCGGCCUCGAUUGGGAGGCGGUGCUGGGCGAGGAGUUGAGCGAGGAGCUGAGCGAGUUGCUGGGCGCCGCGGAGGCUCGGCGGGCCUUAAGAGACGAGCCCGAGGAGAAUGAUCUCUGCAACUUUCAGUUUGAUUUGGAUUUGAUGUCUUGGGACUCAGACCUUUGGAAUAUUACGGGCCAUGCUUACACAGAUAAAAGCGUGAAGACAGAACCCUUAUCGCCAGCCGCUUCAAGUUGUUCCGUCCCUUCUCCAUCAGUGGACUCUCCAGUGCAGAAUGUGCCUGAUGAUGUGGACUUCAGCCAUAGUUCCCAGAUGUCUCCCAUCUCUCUCUAUGGCAAGAGCUGCAAAAGCCCUGCAUCCCCUGAAGGAGAUGAUGGGAAGAAGCCUGUUGUCAACAUUGCUUCACGGUCUGCAAAUAAUUCUCCAAGGACCCUGAAGAGAUGUGGUCGGGCAGCAUCCAAGCCUUUCAUUCAGCCCAAACCCCUUUUGCCUGCUGUACCUGAAACACAGACUAACAUUGGCAUCCCAGCUAAAACCAUCAUUAUUCAGACUCUUCCUACACUUGUGCCACUGCCAAAGCAUCAGCCACUUGUUAACAUCCAGCCAGCACCUCCUAAAGGUCAAUCACUGGUGCAUCCCCAGCCCACUGUGGUACAGCUUCAGGCUUCUGGGGUGCUUUCCGCCUCCCAGCCAGUCAUUGCUGUCACUGGAGGAACCACUCCGCUGCACAAUCAUACAGUGAAUGCAUUGCAUCCAGCCACUAGCAAUGGCUCAACAAAGGGCAAAAUAACAGUGACUAAACCCUUGCUUCAGAGCACCACACCAGCAAUGGCACUGGAUGUCAAUGUCUUGAGAAGGCAGCAGCGCAUGAUCAAAAACAGGGAGUCAGCCUUUCAGUCACGGAAGAAAAAGAAGGAAUACAUGUUGGGACUGGAGGCCAGACUGGAAGCAGCCUUGCUGGAGAAUGAGAAACUCAAGAAAGAAAACAGCACACUGAAGAGGCAACUGGAUGAAGUAGUUUUAGAGAAUGAGAAGCUGAAAGUAUCAUCUCCAAAGAGAAGGACCCUGUGCGUGAUGGUGAUAUUGGCUUUCAUAAUGUUGAAUUAUGGUCCUUUGAGUGUGUUUGAAAAAGAUCCAAAUGGAGUUGAUUCCACUGUGACUUCCAACCAUCGAACCAGAAACCUUCUGGAGUUCUCAACCAGCCAGGAGGCCAGUGCAGCUCCAAAGAUACCUGUGGACAUCAUUUCUGAGAAGAGUAAUAGUUAUGAUGGUUCUGUAUCUGAUAACAAAGCAUUGAUGAUAGUCUCAGAAGAACCACUCUUGUAUAUUUCACCACCCUCACCCCCUUGCCGACCUCUGAUCAACCGGACAGAGUCACUCAGGCUAAAUCAUGAACUUCGAGGAUGGGUUCAUAGGCAUGAAGUGGAACGAACAAGAUCCAGAAGGCUGUCAAAUAGCCAACAGCAGAAGGCACGGGUUAUGCAGAGCUCCCUCAGUAAGAAGUCAGAUUCCCAGCUAAUGGCUAUGCCUUACACAGACACCAGCCUCAGCAGGAACUCAGGGAAUGAGCUGCAAGUGUAUUAUGCCUCUCCAAGGAGCUAUCAAGACUUUUUUGAGGCUAUUCAUAGAAGGGAAGAUACAUUCUACGUGGUGUCAUUUCGCAGAGACCACCUGUUACUGCCAGCCACCACACAUAACAAGACCAGAAGACCAAAGAUGUCUAUAGUGUUGCCAGCUGUAAACAUCAAUGAGAAUGUGAUCAACGGGCAAGACUAUGAGGUGAUGAUGCAGAUCGACUGUGAAGUGAUGGACACCAGGAUCCUCCACAUCAAAAGUUCAUCUGUCCCUCCAUACCUCCGAGAGCAGCGCAGAAAUCACACUAACACCUUCUACAGUGCGUCUCCCUCCGUCCCAGAGACUCCCCAUGCCCUCAGGGCUAUUGUCAAAUCCCUGCAGUAGCUCCUCUGGCACCCAACAUAGAGCAGAUCCUGCUGCCAGACUGAGCCCCUUCAGUGGCAGGUCUCUGGGGCACCUGGCACAUCUGCACAGCAAGGGCAGACCCCACUUAACCUAGUCCUGUGCCUGACCCAACCCAAUGGCCACAUCCUGCCCUAGAAUUAUAGAGCUCAGAUGGAUCCUUGCCAGAAACAGACCUGGAGAACCCAUGCAGUGUGCACUGCCUGGUGACAAAGGUGCAGGUGAGACCAGCUGCUGCAGUCCUGAUGUUGGCAUCAGCAGCUGGCUGACACAGGGGGGACACAGGCCAUCCUUGCCACUUAUGGUUGGCUUUUUUUUCUUUCUCCCCCUUAAACCACCUCCUGAGGUGAGGUCCUAGGCACUGGGGUCCUGUCCAUGUUCAGCAUCAGGCUUCCCUCACUGCAGCGUGCUCAGAGCAGCAAGAGGAAGCAGUGUCCUGCUCCCAACUGCAAGGCUGAGCCUCAUCCCUGCACUCCACACUGGGUCUGCUACUCCAGCAGGUCUGCCACCCUGCACUCCAGGAGCAGGAAAAUCCCUCCUCUGCAAGAAUGGCUGUGUCCUGGCCUGACCAUACGGCACUGGUCCUCAGCAACCCCACAUACCUGCCCACGUCCCUGCCUGGGCAACCUCCCUUACCAGGCAGCCCCAAGCUGCUCCUCAGGGUUGCAGCAGUGCCAUGGGGCAACCCAGCGCCAUCCACCCAGUGGGGUGGUGGGUGCCUGCACUUAACAUCUGAAGCACUAUGAGCUGUCUUCAGCCAUGCAGCUGCGCGGCAAAAGGCUGGGCCAAGGAGGGGUGGCUUAGUGCAGCACACUUCUAAAAGUUCUACUGCUGUUUGUUUGUUUCACUUGGGGUUUUUGGUGUGGUUUUUGUUUGGUUCCCCCCAUCCCUCUUCUGUUUUUUCAUUUGAGGUCUCUCUUUUUUUUGGGGGGGGGUGAUAUUUAAUGUUUUUCACUGCUAAUGGCCUACAGAACAGUGCUGGCCCUGAAUGGGCAGAAGACCUGGGACACAGCCACAGCACCUUUCUGCUGAAACACAGACACUAAUGUACACAUGUGCUCACACCCACGCACCUUUGCUGUGCCACCUGUCCCACAUGCCACAGGGCAGUGUGCUCCUUGCACCUGGGCACUAAGACACGGCUUUUGCUGCAGCCUGCUGCUGCCUGUUACACUGCACAGCUCUGGUAGCUGGUCCCAGGUUUGUCAACCAUGGCCAAGGCAGGAGCUGGGCCAGGGGGCUCCAGUGCAGGGUGCACUGCGGUGCUCAGCUGGGCUGAGCGGCCAGCAGAGCAUCGACCUUGCAUAAUGACUUCAGCAUGUCACAUUCGUUUUCUUUCCCCUUUGCCGUUAGCACAGAGGAUGAUGAGCUUCAGUUUGCCAGCCAGCUGCCUUUCCUCCUUUGUCUGAACUGCUGACUGGGGGAGGGGGGGUGCGUUGUUAUUAUUAUUAAUUAGUUAUUGUGUGUGUGGCCGUUAGGAAAUAGAGGUGUUGCUCCUGCACAAGACAAACAGCUCGGGGAGGCGAGGAGGAGGGCGAGGAGCAGUCCUGUGCAGUUGUGUGCCUUGCAGCACUCUGGAAAAGCUUUGCCCUUUGCCACGUAGUCAGCGCUGCGCAGGCCCCCGGCCCCCUGGCGCUGGCGCUGCUGGGAAGCAGCCGGGCUCGGCUAGGGGCUUGGCUGUGCUCCUUGCACCAGUUCGUGUUCCUGGCCCCGGCCCCACCUGACUCUGGGCCAGCUCACACAAUAGUCAAAAAUAAAACCCCGGCAAUGCCCCAGCCACAGGCACGCAGCAACCCCGCAGCACUGGCUGCUGCUUGGAGGGAGAGGGAGGGGCAGCGAGGCGGAUGGUUGCUGCUGGGAAGGGAACCUGGCCGCGGUGCCUGAGCUUGGCACAGCCCAGCAGGUUGGAAAGGGCUGCUGCGGGGGGCUGGGGGCAUGGGCACCGCUGUGGCACUGCGUCCUCUGACUAUACCUGUGGGCUCCAGUAGUGGAGAGCUCCUCUUGUCCCGUGUAGUUCUGCUCUGUGUCCCUAGCACUGAAGGCAAUAAAAUGGUUAUUUUAUUUAUUA
This is a messenger RNA of Pogoniulus pusillus (Red-fronted tinkerbird), 4228 nucleotides long. It is a transcript of the gene ATF6, whose product is annotated as activating transcription factor 6. The record is from RefSeq and is a predicted model, not a curated record. Lineage: Eukaryota; Metazoa; Chordata; Aves; Piciformes; Lybiidae. Gene Ontology annotation, molecular function: RNA polymerase II cis-regulatory region sequence-specific DNA binding; DNA-binding transcription factor activity, RNA polymerase II-specific. Gene Ontology annotation, cellular component: nucleus. Bases 127 to 2142 code for a protein of 671 amino acids. The transcript has 16 exons. Gene Ontology annotation, biological process: regulation of transcription by RNA polymerase II; endoplasmic reticulum unfolded protein response.